This is a messenger RNA of Paramuricea clavata, 400 nucleotides long. The record is from the annotation of a GenBank genome assembly. Lineage: Eukaryota; Metazoa; Cnidaria; Anthozoa; Malacalcyonacea; Plexauridae.
AUGAAAAAAUUCAAUGAACAGCAGUUUUUACAAGACCUAGGAACUCAAACAUGGGAACAUGUCUAUUUUUUUGCAGACAAUCCUGACACUAUGUGGGAAAUUUGGAAACAACUUUUCUUACAAGUCCUAGAUAAACAUGCCCCCAAUGAAAACAAAAAAACAAAAUCUAAAAAAAAUCCUUGGAUUACUAGUCAUAUAAAAAAAUUAAUAAUUGCAAGAGAUAAUUUGAAAAGAAAAGCAAUUAUCACUAAACUUGAAACAGAUUGGGAUAACUAUAAAAAAGCCAGAAAUGAAACAAACAAUCUUCUAAGACAAACCAAAAAGGAAUAUUAUUCCAAUAAAAUAGCGACUGAAAAGCAAGAUCCAAAAGCUGCUUGGAAGACAAUUAAUACCUUACUUG